Molecule: messenger RNA, 438 nt
Organism: Ostreococcus lucimarinus CCE9901
Lineage: Eukaryota; Viridiplantae; Chlorophyta; Mamiellophyceae; Mamiellales; Bathycoccaceae
Exons: 1
Coding region: 1-438 (145 amino acids)
Source: RefSeq, a predicted model, not a curated record
AUGGAGGAGGAGAUGGAGACGCUGCGAGCGCGGGUGCGAGCGUUGGAGACGGAGAGGGCGUCGACGGCGGCGACGAUUUCGGGGUCGCAGACGCGGAUGAAAUCGCCGAGGCGGGAGAUACUCGCGCCGGACUCACCGGACGAUGGCGACGGACUGUCGCCGUUGUCGUACGAGUUAUCGCCGCUGUCGACGUCGGAAAUGACGCCACCGCCGCGGUGUGCGCUGGAAGAGGAAGAGGAGGCGGCGCAGACGCCUAGAGCGUUUCUCCCGCCUCGACCGCCGAGUCGCGAAGGAUCCGGCGGUGACGAUAGAUCAUGGGUGGAGGCGUGGGAGCGCGCGCAGUUGAACAAUCCCGCGGCGUCGUUGCCGACGAGCCUCCGACCGGGACAAGGGUUUGUGUGUCCGUUUACUGGAAACGUCGUGCACAAGACGCCUUGA